AUGUUUUCAGACUUUAACAUCAUAAAUCUUCAAGACGAUGGUGUACUGAAGGAGCGGAAGAGUGAGUUCAACGUCGUGUUAGAGGCUAUGGUGCUUCAGCAGUUGGAAGAUGAAGCCGAAUCAAAUGGAAUCGCUCGCAAUUUGUUUGAUCUCAUAGAUUUUAUAGGAAAGGAUUGGAUCCCGGAAUUCUAUAAACGUCAUCGCUUCGUCGCAAUGAAUGUGUAA
Messenger RNA from Angiostrongylus costaricensis, 225 nucleotides. Lineage: Eukaryota; Metazoa; Nematoda; Chromadorea; Rhabditida; Metastrongylidae. The record is from the annotation of a GenBank genome assembly.